Molecule: messenger RNA, 1366 nt
Organism: Arachis duranensis
Lineage: Eukaryota; Viridiplantae; Streptophyta; Magnoliopsida; Fabales; Fabaceae
Product: shikimate O-hydroxycinnamoyltransferase
Molecular function (GO): acyltransferase activity, transferring groups other than amino-acyl groups
Source: RefSeq, a predicted model, not a curated record
CAAGAGAAGGAACUGCAGACACACAAACCAACCAAAAAAUCACUGACAAUCCCUCUCCCCCCUCCACCCCCACCCCCAAAAAAAGAAUGGUGAGCAUCCAAUCUUCCUACACGGUGACCCCUUCAGAGCCCACACCAGAAGUGAGGCUCUUCUCCCUCUGCGAACAAAUCAAGCUUCGCACCCACGCUCCUUCCUUCUACGCCUACAACCCCACUAACUUCGACAAAAUCAACAUCCACAACCUCAGAGAUGCUCUCAGCAAGGCCCUCUCCAUCUACUACCCUUUCGCGGGUAGACUCUGCGGGACGCAAGGUGGUAGAUGGGAGAUCCAUUGCAACGCUAAAGGAGCCUUGCUAAUUGAAGCUUCCUGCAAAGGGAAGACACUCGAGGAUCUUCGAGACUUUGUUCCCAACGGUUUGGUCACUCAGCUCAUUCCCAACAUCGAUUAUUCUGCUCCGCUGUCGCCAUGUGCCGCGGCGCACUCGACGGAACUGGCGGUAUGAGGUUCAUAAACACGUGGGCCAAGCUCGCCAGAGGGGAACCUCUGGAUGAAUCUGAUCAGUAUCCUUGCCAUGACCGUACGGAGCUGAACUCUCGGAAGAUGAGUACGAGUUCGGAGUUCAGUGACCAGAAUGGUCAUGACCAUUCUGAGUAUGGAACCCCACCUCCAUGGCUAGGUUCAUUAGGAACUGAAGACGCUAAAGUCGCCGUCGAAGUCAUGAAGCUCACAGGGGAGCAAGUCAAGAAGCUCAAAAUGAAAGCCACGUCUACCAACGGUAACGGUGAAAUGGCGAAACCCUUCUCGAGUUUCGAGGCCAUUGCGGGGCAUUUAUGGAAAUCUGUUAGCAAAGCAAGAUACGAAGGAAACAGUGCACAGCCAACCAGGCUAACGACUUUGGUUAACUGCAGGAACCGUCUAAUGCCGCCGCUUCCCCCGGUGUACGGCCAAAGUGAAGGGGGCGAUCGCCAAGGUGGACGACAAGUUCGUCAGAUCCGCUCUUGAAUACAUUGAUAAUGUAAAAGACAUGAACUUGAUAAGGUACAAUUUUCACUACCCUGCCAAGAGUGUUCAUAAGGGACCUUCUAAAGGGAAUCCGAACUUGUUCGUAGUGAGUUGGAUGAAUUUCUCAUAUGAGCAUGCUGAUUUUGGUUGGGGUGUACCUUAUUAUUUUGGACCUGUGUAUAUGGAUGCUGAGGGUAAAGCCUUUUGUCUCAACAAACCUAAUGGUGAUGGUAUGGUACAUGUGGCUAUCUCUUUGGACUCGGCUCACAUGCCUGCUUUCAAGAAAAUCUUCUAUGAGGACAUAUAAUAAGUUUUUUUUCUUUUUUUUGUAACUCUUUUUUUUUUUGGAAAAAAAAAAAAUCC